Trichomycterus rosablanca is the source of this 2064-nucleotide messenger RNA. RefSeq names its product CD81 protein-like. Bases 23 to 790 code for a protein of 255 amino acids. Gene Ontology annotation, cellular component: plasma membrane. NCBI's taxonomy places the organism in Eukaryota, Metazoa, Chordata, Actinopteri, Siluriformes, Trichomycteridae. The transcript is spliced from 9 exons. The record is from RefSeq and is a predicted model, not a curated record.
UGGCUUCCGAGAAAGCCGGGUUAUGCUGGGACAUGUUUGGUUUCUGUUUGUUGAUUUUUUCAGGUGUGUUGAACCUGCAGUCAUCAUCAUGGGGUUGAGUGGAUGUGGACAGAUCUGCAAAUGGAUCAUCAUCCUUUUCAACAUUCUCUUUAUCUUGGUUGGUCUGGCAUUAGUUGGAGGUGGUACAUAUUUGUGCAUCACUGGACCUGUGGACCUUAAGACGAAGUAUUUCAUCUUUGUGAUGGCUCUGUGUAUCGGUGUCGGAAUAAUAAUAAUUCUUGCUGCUGCUGCAGGAGAUUACGGCUCCUGCUAUGAGAACAAGUCUGCACUCUCAUCUUAUGGUGCCUUGCUGACUUUGCUCUUUCUAGCAGCCAUCAUCGGAGGAAUUGCAUCCUAUGUUAAUAACCGGGAGUUCUCGAGCCACGUUUCAGAAUUUUACGCCACCAUCUAUGCUCAGUACCUUGUUAUAGGGGAUGGGGUCAGAGCCUUCAUCCUCAAAGUGUUCCACAAUGUUUUUGACUGCUGUGGUUUGGGAGGAGCCGUGCAGACAUUAAUGGGCAGUACCAACCUCUGUCCACAGGAAACCAGCAUUCUGGGAAUCCCUGUCUCCACCUCUUCUAGUUGCCUACCUGUGAUCACCGGUGGGCUACAGGCCUCAUCAACACUUUACUUUUUUCUGGGAAUCGCUGGAGUCCUGCUCCUGGUGCUGAGCUUCUGUGCUGUGAUGUACAACCAAUUAAAGAGGAGUGGCCCCGAAUACUACCAAACACCAGCAUUCAACUACUACUAGAACACAGCGCCGCAGAUCAGCACCUUGACGACUUCUUCAUCUUUCCAGCCAUUCAGUUGAUCCAGCCAUUCCUCUCAUUUUCUCCUCAAUCGAUGCAUCCGUUUGUUUUUCUUUUUCUACUAUUGUCAAUCCUUCAUUUAUAUUCUUUCCCCUCUUCUAAUCAAGAAAUCCUUUGUACGUCGCUUCUCCUUUAUCUGUUUCUUUCUCUCACCACUUAAUUAUCUGGUUCUUACUUUAACGUAGAACUCAUAACCUCUGGAAGACUCUUUACUUUACAUGGGUUCUACUUGGAACCAUCUACAAAGGAUGUCCUUCUCUCAUCCAUUCCUCCUUUAUAUCCAUUUUUUUUUUCUUUUUCUUGGUACAUUCCUUCUUUCUAUUUUCCUUCAUUGUUUGAAUCUCCAGAACAUUGAUCUUCCGUCAGUCGAGCUGAAAUGAUACCAAGGAGCCACUGAAGAGGAGCUCAGAUUUCACACACACAUAUUCUUGUGACCAUUAAAGUGCAUGAAUUGCAUCCUGUAAUCAUUACCACACUCACAUGGACAGGGAUGAUGGAUGACUGUACUGUUUACCAGAAAUUCUGACUGCAUGAUCAUUGUUAAAUGUGCUUGCCAACAGCAUAGUGAGUUCUGUUGACCCUCCCACCUAAACUGUUAAAAAUGUCACUGUUCAGGAUCACUUAAUGAACCGAUUUCACUUUGGGAGUGUGUGUAAUGCAUUACUGUUACUACGCACAGGUCAUUUUUGUACAGAUUCACAAACCCACACCCACACAUUCCUGCACUGUCUGUGGUGCAUCAUAAGUGCCAGAAUGCCGAUUUUACUUUCACUUUUAUCUUUGUUUUGUUUACAUUUUAUAGUUUAUAGUUUAGUUGUGUAUACAAAGUAACACAUUUGGCUGUGUCUGAGGGAGGAAGGUCGACGGGUUUUCAUUGCCCCUGAGCAAACGCAACCUCUGCUGUCUGGUCAAGGCACCUGCAUGAGUGGUGGUGGAUUUACAGAAUAGCACAGUGUGGCUAUUCGUACAGAUAAUGAGGGGCUACUCUGCAGUUCCCUUCGGGCAACACGAGGACGAUGCAAGCGGCAAUGAAGUUGCAGUGAGAGAGAAAAUUGGGGUAGAAAAGCCCCCCUCAAAAAUGAAAUAUAUUGUUUUAGUUUUAUAUUAGCAGUGAGUGAAAUGUUUAAUGUUACAUGACGUUUACUGUUACACAGCAGAUCUAAAAUAGCAUCCUGCUUUUUUUCUUACAUCAAUAAACAUUUAGGUGGCUUUUAAA